GUAAACGUACUUAUACUAAGGAUAACAAUUUUCUUGAAGAAUUCAAAUUGUCUGAAAUUCAUACAGCACUAAAGGGAGUUUUACAAAUUGAAGAUACCUUUGAUAUUGAUGCAAAUGGUAUCUUAAACGUAUUAGAAAUUCAACUUUUAUUAUCGUUAUUGUUACCAUUUUCAUGA
Molecule: messenger RNA, 176 nt
Organism: Funneliformis caledonium
Lineage: Eukaryota; Fungi; Glomeromycota; Glomeromycetes; Glomerales; Glomeraceae
Source: the annotation of a GenBank genome assembly